UUUUUUAAAGCAGUUGCUUCCCAAAUUGUAUUCAACACAACACGCACACACAUCUGUAAAUACAAGAAGAAAUAACAAUUAAAACAUGUUUAAGCCAAAGAAAUCAAAGGACUGGAAAAUAGUACCACACAAACAUACCGCCCUUGACCCCGGCAAUACCAAAAUUGCAGAGCAACUGGUGGCAUUUAAAAGGCACACGGCCGAGUAUGAAAAGUCGAAUGAAAAACGCAAUGAAACACCAAUUAAGCUUGCGAACAAGAAUCGCUUGGUGGACGUGGCCGUGGAGCACAUAAAAAGUAAUCCUUCGACCAUUGUGAACGUGGACGGGGUGAGCUUCCCGUGCCACGACUUGGUUCUUUCCCUGUUUUCGAAACGUCUGAAGGAGGACAUGAAAAAGGGCAGUCUAAGCAUUCAGGCACCAGAACUGUCAUCCGAAGCAUUCGAUAAAAUAUUCCGCUGGAUGCAUGGCGAUAGCAGCGUUGCUGAGACCUUUGACCUUAAACUCUUUAGAGCGGCUAGCUUCCUGGGCAUUCCAGAACUGGUCGACGAGAUGUGGAAGCAGCUGGACAAAAAUAAUCUAACUGAAUACGCUGCCUUCAAGAUGCUGUGCAAGUCGCGCGAGAUGCAGGACAUGGAGGAGCUGCACGAGGUUCUGGUCUCCCGCAUAUGCAAGUCCACGCUGGUCAUCUUCUCCUCCAAUCAGUUCCUGAAGCUCAGUGAGGUGCAAGUUUCGCUGCUGCUGAAGUCGGACCGUUUGGCAGUCAACUCCGAAAUGGAAAUUUUGUAUGGCGGCUUGUGCUGGCUGAGAUACAAGUGGCCCCUGCGUCGUGACAGCGUUGGCAAGGUCCUGCAGAGCAUUCGCUUUGGGUUUAUCUCCGUCCUCAUGCUCAGGAAGUUGACGUUGUCGGAUCGACCGCACACCGGUCCGUUCGGGGACAUCCUGGAUGUGUUCAUAUGGCUGCCCGACUUCAAGAAGAUCCUAGCCGAUGCCAUGUUCUACAGCAGGCUUUUCACGAUCAGUUUGAAGCAGCCGGACUGUCUGAAGGAAAGGCUUGCAGUGUCCCACAUGAAGCCCCUUCGCUCUCGCUGUUGGACGGUGGACAAGCGCUGCGCGUACCAUCGCCCUGUCUGCGCAACCAUUCCGAACAUGUCCUUUGUGUCGUGGGAGGAGUUCACGAACUACAUGUUUAUGCUGCAAAAUGACAAAACCAACAUCGAAGACUGCAUUCGCUGUGUGGACGAACCGGAGUGCCUCAUCUGUUCGGGCUCGGAGGGCGAUCUGUCGGUCGCAGUGCCAUAUAUCCAUAGCUCCACAUCGUCGCAAACUUCACAGUUGUCGGAGACGUCCACCACCAGUGUGCCAAGCAGCUGCGAAGACACUUCGGAUGCGGUAUCAGUACUCUCCACGGGCUCAUCAGCAUCAGAUGAUGAUGCCCGCCUGCCCUCCAUUUGCUCAUCCAAAGGCUCAUUGGCAUGGCAGAGACGAGUGACCUCCAACGAUGAGACCAACGAAUGGUCCUCUUCGGAUGCGUAG
Drosophila subobscura is the source of this 1534-nucleotide messenger RNA. RefSeq lists its product as uncharacterized. Bases 86 to 1534 code for a protein of 482 amino acids. Gene Ontology annotation, molecular function: protein binding. NCBI's taxonomy places the organism in Eukaryota, Metazoa, Arthropoda, Insecta, Diptera, Drosophilidae. The transcript has 3 exons. The record is from RefSeq and is a predicted model, not a curated record.